GGCGGCCGGUGGGCAGCCUGCGGAGUUCGGGGGCGGGAGUUCGGGGGGGUCCUUUGGGGCAGGACCCGCCCCUUGGUCUCGUCUAGUCCCGGCCCUGACUCUGAUCUUUUCGUGUCCGCCGCCGGAGUUCAAGAGGACGGAGUUAAGGUUUCAGAAUGACUUCCAUCUUGACUUAUACAUUUAAAAAUCUUCCCAAUACAUCAAAAUGGGCCCUCCAAUUUUCCCUAAGACCUCUGAGCUGUUCCUCCCAGCUACGAGCUGCCCCAGCCGCGCAGACCAAAUCAAAGAAAACCUUAGCGAAACCCAACAUGCGGAAUAUCGUGGUGGUGGAUGGUGUUCGCAUUCCGUUUUUGCAGUCAGGCACUUCGUAUAAGGAUCUGAUGCCACAUGAUUUGGCUAGAGCAGCGCUUUCGGGUUUGCUACAUCGGACCAAUGUCCCAAAGGAUGUUGUUGAUUAUAUCAUCUUUGGCACAGUUAUACAGGAAGUGAAAACUAGCAAUGUGGCUAGAGAGGCUGCCCUCGGAGCUGGCUUCUCUGACAAGACUCCUGCUCACACCGUCACCAUGGCCUGCAUCUCUGCCAACCAAGCCAUGACCACAGGUAUUGGCUUGAUUGCUUCUGGGCAGUCUGAUGUGAUUGUGGCCGGUGGUGUAGAGUUAAUGUCUGAUGUCCCCAUUCGUCAUUCAAGGAAAAUGAGGAAAAUGAUGCUUGAGCUCAAUAAGGCCAAGACUCUGGGUCAGCGACUGUCUUUAUUCUCGAAAUUCAGACUGAAUUUCCUAGCACCUGAGGACCAGGAUGAGUAUGCCCUGCGCUCACACAGCCUGGCCAAGAAGGCGCAGGAUGAAGGACUCCUGUCUGAUGUUGUGCCCUUCAAAGUACCAGGAAAAGAUACAGUCACCAAAGAUAAUGGCAUUCGUCCUUCUUCUCUGGAGCAGAUGGCCAAACUAAAACCUGCAUUCAUCAAGCCCUAUGGCACAGUGACAGCUGCAAAUUCUUCUUUCCUGACUGAUGGUGCGUCUGCAAUGCUGAUUAUGGCAGAGGAAAAAGCUCUGGCCAUGGGUUAUAAGCCGAAGGCAUAUUUGAGGGAUUUUGUGUAUGUGUCUCAGGAUCCAAAAGAUCAACUUUUACUUGGACCAACAUAUGCUACUCCAAAAGUUCUGGAAAAGGCAGGAUUGACAAUGAAUGAUAUUGAUGCUUUUGAAUUUCAUGAGGCAUUCUCAGGUCAGAUUUUGGCUAAUUUUAAAGCCAUGGAUUCUGAUUGGUUUGCACAAAACUACAUGGGUAGAAAAACCAAGGUUGGGUCACCUCCUCUGGAGAAGUUUAACAACUGGGGUGGAUCGCUGUCCCUGGGACACCCAUUUGGAGCUACUGGCUGCCGGUUGGUCAUGGCAGCUGCCAACAGAUUGCGGAAGGAGGGAGGCCAAUAUGGCUUAGUGGCUGCCUGUGCAGCUGGUGGGCAGGGCCAUGCUAUGAUUGUGGAAGCUUAUCCAAAAUAAGAGAUAAUGAAGAGGUGACCUGGAGUUUCUGUGCAACACUCGCACUAGGCAAUGCCAUUCCAAUGCAUUACUAAAUGACAUCCAUAGUUCCUAGCUCCUCUUAGGAAAACACGAUCUGUGGCCUUCUGUUAAAUACUUUGCAAUUAAGCCUUGCUAUAGUGCUCUGAGCUUUCCAGUAAUCAUGGCUUACUGCUCUUUCAGGGAUUUCUUAGUCACCAGAAUCACAUAGUGAUAACGUUUAAGCAAUUGUUUUUGGUCUCUAUUUUCAUUAAGUACUCCAGAGUGGUUGCAAUUUGGGGAAGAGGUUAGCUGAGAUCUGGAAUCAUCUUUGUAACAUUUGCAAAUUAUACUCUUUCCUGUUUGUGACCUAAAGACAAGUGUUUUCUAUAAAAUACAAACCAAUGUGCCUAAAGAAACUUAAUUAUGGAAAGGUAAUUCAGAGUUUAAAUGUUCCUGACAACUUACAGUAAAUGUUUAGAUGUAUAAGUACCCUGUUAACCUUAAUAAAGUGAGGAAGUGCCAAA
Messenger RNA from Ailuropoda melanoleuca (giant panda), 2020 nucleotides. RefSeq names its product hydroxyacyl-CoA dehydrogenase trifunctional multienzyme complex subunit beta (gene HADHB). Bases 156 to 1496 code for a protein of 446 amino acids. The record is from RefSeq and is a predicted model, not a curated record. Lineage: Eukaryota; Metazoa; Chordata; Mammalia; Carnivora; Ursidae. Gene Ontology annotation, cellular component: mitochondrion. Gene Ontology annotation, molecular function: acyltransferase activity, transferring groups other than amino-acyl groups. The transcript has 16 exons. Gene Ontology annotation, biological process: fatty acid beta-oxidation.